Molecule: messenger RNA, 1281 nt
Organism: Osmia bicornis bicornis
Lineage: Eukaryota; Metazoa; Arthropoda; Insecta; Hymenoptera; Megachilidae
Gene: Ogg1
Product: N-glycosylase/DNA lyase
Exons: 3
Coding region: 91-1209 (372 amino acids)
Biological process (GO): nucleotide-excision repair; base-excision repair; base-excision repair, AP site formation
Cellular component (GO): nucleus
Molecular function (GO): 8-oxo-7,8-dihydroguanine DNA N-glycosylase activity; damaged DNA binding
Source: RefSeq, a predicted model, not a curated record
UUCGCGCAGGUGUCUUCACCAUACUCUGUAAAAACGCGCGGUCUCUCGUUAACUUAAAGAUUAACAUCUGAAGAUAUUCUCCCUUUGUUAAUGAUAAAAAUUUCAUGGAAUAAGUCGUUAUCAUUAAGUACUAAAUAUUGUAGACUGAAGGGAGAUAUUAAAAGUAACUCGACAAUAAGUUUGAACUUGUCGAAUAUGAAGAUGGAGAAAAAUGAAAUUAAGACAAAGCAAGGUAAAAUCGCUUGUCCACUGUCAGAAUUAGAUUUAGGUAUCACUUUAAAAGGAGGUCAGAGUUUUAGGUGGUUCUCUCAUGAUGAUGGCUACAGAGGAGUAUUUAACAAAUGUGUUUGGACCCUUAAACAAAAUGAUACUCAUUUAUUCUAUGUAGUACAAGGUCUUUUAACAGAUUCUAUAAAUUAUGAUCAGACACUGUCAGAGUAUUUUAGAUUAGACGUAUCAUUGAAAGAUUUGUGUAAAAAUUGGUCUACAGUGGAUCAACAUUUUGAAAAAUCCAUGAAUCAAACAAAUGGUGUGAGAAUUUUAAAUCAAGAUGUUGUUGAAAAUGUGUUUUCUUUUAUUUGCAGUUCAAACAACAACAUACAAAGGAUUUCAGGAAUGAUUGAAAAAUUAUGUGCAUUGUUUGGUGAGAAAAUCUGCACAGUUGAUGGUAAAGAUUAUUAUACUUUUCCAUCCAUUGAACUAUUAACAGGAGAAAAUAUAGAAAAUCAAUUAAGGGAAGAAAAGUUUGGAUAUCGUGCAGGGUACAUAGCAGAUACAGCAAAAUGCUUACUGAAACACGGCGGGGCACAGUGGCUUUUAAACUUACACAAGAAAAACAAUACAUCAUACAUUGAAGCUAGAAAACAAUUAAUUACUUUACCUGGAAUUGGUCCAAAAGUUGCAGACUGUGUAUGUUUAAUGUCUUUGGGACACUUAGAUGCUAUUCCUGUAGAUACUCAUAUAUUUCAAAUUGCUAGAGCAAAUUAUUUACCUCACUUAGGACAGCAAAAAACAGUUACCCCAAAGAUUCAUGAAGAAAUCAGCAAUCAUUUACGUGAGUUGUGGGGUCCUUUAGCUGGUUGGGCACAAGCUAUUGUUUUCUGUGCAAAAAUUAACAACACUCCUGCUACUGCAUCGACCAAAAAACGUAAAAAUAGUAGAAACAAAAAAACUGUAAGUUCUAAGAGUCUGAAAAACAAUGACCAAUGAAAAAAUAUAGACGAUGAAGGACAUUAUUUUAAAUAAUUUUUUUGAUUAACACAUAUAUUUAUAUAUACAUAA